Saccostrea echinata is the source of this 9789-nucleotide messenger RNA. RefSeq lists its product as uncharacterized. The record is from RefSeq and is a predicted model, not a curated record. Lineage: Eukaryota; Metazoa; Mollusca; Bivalvia; Ostreida; Ostreidae. The coding region runs from base 1 to 9597 and encodes 3198 amino acids. The transcript is spliced from 50 exons.
AUGGCGAGAAAACAGUUGGUUUGUCUCCUUCUAGUUACUCUUUGGAAAUUUGUCUGUAUCAACGGCUCUCGAACAGCAACUAGAUACAAGUGUGCCAGCGGAUGGACCACAUCUAAUAACCAAAGAUGUUCUUAUGCAAUAUGUGAUGGAAAGACUACACUGACUGGGGCCUGUAAUCAAGCGCAGAUGAUUCCCACGAAAAUUGGAUUACAAAGGAUAGAAUCAGGGGGGCAAUGUAAUUCUCCAAAUAACUGUAUCAAUUGCAAUGAGUACUAUUACAACGAUGGGCCAAGAUGUUCAGCUUGUCCAUCUAUACAAAACUGCGCUGAGAUGCACUGUCAAGAAACUGCUGCCUCAACGAUAUGUGCUAACUGUGAAGGAGAAGUAAUGGAUCACCCAUAUUAUAGAGCUUACGUCAAAAGUGAUGAUCAAAAGCAGUGCCAGCAGGCUUGUUCUUGGCGGCCAGACAGUACAAGAUGUUUCCCAGGUCAUUGUGAUAGAGAACUCGCAGAUAGAUGCAACUGCACUAAAGGCUUUACUGGAAGACAUUGUGAACAAAUGACAGAAUAUGCAGAUAUUCUUGAAAACCUCUUUAAGCUAAAACACAAUCACCACGUGUUGACCAAUCCCUCACACUCAGUAAACCCUGGACCCCAUCCUGUGGUUUGGUCCAACUACAAAGACUGGACUCUUGUAGAGACAGUAUGGAACGCCAAAUAUGUAAUAAAAGAGAGACUGCAUAUAGAUGAAAAUCAUUAUAUUCGGCAGUUUGUUUAUGGCAUCAUAGAUGCGUCUACUAUUCUAAAUUAUACAUAUACUAUUUUGGAUCCCGUGAAUACCACAACAGAUUCAAUGGAUACAAUGGACCAAUUUAAUUCAUCAGCGGAAUUAUAUUCUACAGCAGAAACAGUCUUCAAUAUUACUUACACUCAAAGAACGUCUCAGAUAAGUGGUGUGUACAAAUGCCCCGAAGCAUCACAUGCAAAACCAGCAACGUCUUCAUUUCAAUGCAAAAGAAAUUUUUCUCUGGAAUCUGCAUCGAAACCUUUCAACUUCAGCACUGGUGAUACAAUGACAUUCACUAUACAGGCUACAAUAGGAGGGCAUCUUGUUAUGGAAAAUCGAGAACAAAAUAGCAAUGAAACCCAUUAUCUGGAGGGAACCACCAAAACUUUACAAUAUGUUUUUCGUUGGGACUUUGUUCCCCCUUACCAUUGUUUAGAAAAUAUGACAAUAAAUGGUGACUGUAGAGAUCCUCUUGUUGUACCCGACCUGACAGAAAAUCCCAUAAUCACAAUAACAUGGAACGGCUGGUAUGACGACCUCUCAGGAAUUAAGGAAUAUCAGUAUGAAAUACAGACCAUAUCCAAUAGAAAUAAUGUAUUGCAAGAGGAUGGACCUCUAGUUAACAACGGAACUGGAAUCAUUAAUCUUAAUGAAUCAUUUAAAACAUUAAGAUUGCCAGGAUCUGCAGGACUCUUCUCUAUCCACUUGACAGCUUAUGACAACGCUGGAAAUUAUAAAACAGCAAGGUGUUUUGUUCUGUACGAUAAUGACUCUCAUGUCUCAUACUACCCACUCCAUGUAACACGUGUCAAAAGCGCAUCUGAGAAAACGAACUACACGUGGGUGGUUGAUGACACAAAGAUUGUAAAUGUACAAUGGACCAAAAGAUUUCGGAAUAUUCUACAUGACCAUAACAAAUGGCUUGAUGAAAUUUCGCCGAGUUAUGGAAUUACGAAGAGUUACGAUGAUUACUCUGGACAGCGAUCCGUUACUAAAAUCAACAAUAUUAACGGAUGUGUGGAUUUUAAGACAGAAUACUCUGUUUAUGAUGGAGAAAGCUUAAAAGAUUCAAGACCGUUAUCUUCAGUGAAUGACAUAUCCACUGAGUCUGAGUUACUAACAAUGAACUGGUCUGAUGGCAACAAGGCAGUCAUUACAGUUGUUGCUGUAGACAUUUUUAACAAAACCUUAAAUGACACUGUCACAGUUUACCGUGAUGCCUCGCCCCCGGUUAUAGAGAACCUGUGGUUAACACGAGGGGACGUGUUAAACGUCAGCGUACACAGACUGGAGGAUUUCAGGAACAUGACAAUUGAAUGGUUGGCGUAUGAUUAUCACAGUGGCAUGGAAAGCAUCUACUGGAGAUUGUAUGAUAAUUUUACAGGAAAAAUUAUUCUUCAUGGCCACGAAGAUUUGUUUGCCCAAGGACCGUCUCAAGACUUUGCAGAAUGCGUUCAAACAUAUAGAAAUUAUAGUAGAGGACCCAAAUGUUACCAAACAAAUUAUUGGGGAGCUUAUCAUCGCCAUUUUCAAGUAAAACUCGAAGUAAAGAGAGAUGGUGGACUCAUUCCUGGCAAAGAGAUUGUAGCACAUGAUUCUGAUUAUUUCCUGGAGGUUAAUGCAACAAACAAAGCUUUGUUAUCUACAGUCCUAACGAAGAAGAUAACAAUCGAUGUUUCACCUCCACACACCGGAAAUGUACAAGACGGAAUUAUAGGAACUAGUGAGGUGGACUUCCAACAAAGUAAAACACUGAACGCUCACUGGGACGGCUUCUUUGACAAAGAAAGUGGUGUCCUGUUUUAUGUCUAUGGCUUUGACACGGAACCAAUACCUGCAGAUGCUUUUCAGUUGGAUUCCAGUAACCCUCUUUUAAAAGAAACAUAUGCAACGUAUGCAACUCACACAGUCGCCACUGAGGGGAAGUAUUACGUUUGUGUUGUCGCGUACAAUAGAGCUCUAGAGCCUUCUAAACCGGUCUGUUCUGACGGUGUUACAGUGACUACUGAGGUACCUGUGGUGUCAGAGGUGGACAUUAGUAGUGCUCACGUCAGGGAAAGUAUAGUAACAGACAUAGGAAGAACAACAUAUUGGUUGGUCAAUAGAAACCGACACAGAAUAUUAAUUGCUAAUCCAACAAAAGAUUGCAUGAGCAAGGCCGUACCAUUAUCUGACGUGGACAUCUUCCCCGUUAAAUACCACAAAAAUGGUUCAUAUAUUAAAGUGAAUGGAUCAGUGUUUUGUUCAAAUACUUCAAAAACGUCCGGCAUAUCGAGCCCUGUAUUGUCUAAGUCAUCACAUAUCAUUCUGACCUGGUCCGCCAAUGAAACAGACAUCCAUGAUUACGAAGUUGGCUUAUCCUCAGUGGCAGGAAGCAGAGCUCCAGAUAUACUAUUCUUCAGAUCUACAAAGCAGCACCGACAUAUUCACCUGAUGCACACUGAUUUACCAGAGGGGGAACCUUUUUAUUUCAUUAUAAAAACCAUCAGCAGGUCCAAUAUUGAAGGCAUACAGUCCAUAGGGCCUUGUUUUGUUGAUAUAACGCCGCCAGUGUUCUCUCCACCAAUACAAAUUAAUUAUCACAAUGGACAUCUAAUAGCCUUUUGGAAUUCAAGCAGUUUUACAGAUGCAGAGGAUCCUUUUCUUCCUACUCUUCACUGCGCUGUCGGUCAUACACCCAGGGGCACACAGAUUCAGAAUUAUUCACCACUAAAGCCAGGUGGUAGCUGUACUCUAACAGAACCACCAACAUGUACUGCUAUUCUUAUAAAUGACGCAGAGUGGGCACUGCAUGGUAACCACACAUACUACAUCACAAUAAAAGCAGAAAACACCGCUGGUCUCCCUGCGUUCGGUGUUUCAGAACCUUAUAUCCAUAAUGUGCAGCCUCCAUCAACUGGAAUUGUCAUGGAUAUUGAGGAAAUAGAGGAUAUUGAUUACACGUCUUCCAAAAAUAGCCUUUCUGCGAGAUGGACAGGAUUUUCUCAUGCAUACCUUGAUGUAACCUACAGCUUUCGAGUUGGAACAUCACCCGGUGCUGCAAACGUUGUUCCACAAAAAGAUAUUGGAAAGAAUAAUUCCCAUACCGAGAAUGGACUUUCUUUGGUAUUUUUCAAGACAUACUACGUUACCAUUACUGCUGUGACGUCAGCUGGAAGCGUUGAGGUGACCUCAGAUGGAAUAACAGUCGUGCAAGAGAACGCCUCUUUGUCUGGUAUAUCUGUCUUUGAUGGAGAACCAUGUAAUAUGUCAGGACGAAGCACUACUCAAAGUGUACUUCAUCACGACUGGGAUAUAAGCGUAAAUUGCACGAACGAAACAGACUUUCAGUCAUCUACUGACACUUUGCAUGCUUACUGGACAAUUUCAGAAGAAACUUUAUUCUUCGCACCAGAUAUGUACUAUUCCAUCGAACGAAAAUCCCCGUAUGGUGAUGAUUGGAGUGUCUUUCAAGACUACACAUACAACCAUGCUCAUCAGGAAGCCCAUGUUACUGGACUCUGGUUAGAACCUGGGAAAAUGUAUCGCUUUGUAUUAAAACUCUGUGCUGGGAAGAUAUGCUACUUGCCGACACAUAGCAACGGCAUCUUUAUUCUUGCUAAUCCACCCGAACCUAGUAAGAUAAAAGUUGUGCACGAAAAUUCCUCUUCAACUGAAAAGCUAAACGUUACCAUGGACAUGUUUAGGGAUCCGGAUAUACAAAUACUAACUGAAAAGUACGACGUUAUAAAUAGAUAUGAAUGGGCCAUAACGGACCAAUCGGAUGUAGGGAGACUGCACACCACGUGGCAUGAACUAACAGAUUUUGAAGUCAUACCGGGGAAGUACAAAAUUGAAUUUACAAUAACAUUGUCCGGGAAUUUGGAUUUUUCAAAAUGUCGUCGAUUAACAGUGAGGGGGUAUAACAAGGCGGGGCUAUCCUCUACAGUCUCCGGUGAUAUCAAGGACUGCAGUGAUCCCCUGCUGAUCACACCUAACAUUGUCAUUGAUGCUGUGGGACCACGUGAUCCGAGCAGAGAUGGAUAUGGAGAACCAAUUUUAUUGCAAACAAAUGCUACAUGGCCAUAUCCUGACAUGGACUAUACACCUAACAAGAACUACAUAUCAGCUGUAUGGCCUAGUCUUCGAUAUAUUGCAUACACUGUGGCUGUUAUUAAGGUCCAAAAUAUAAAUGUCACAACUUACUACAAACCCCCGACUUCUCUGUCACUUGCUGAUCCCUGUAGUCAUCCGGAUUCUAUCAGCUGUGCUGACACCGAUCGCGAAUUCAUCAAUGUAAAGUUUAGAGAAGGUGAACUUGAGCAUGGCCAACGUUAUAUAGUAUGUAUUCAUACGGACCAUACUGAAGUACACCACGAACAAUCUAGUCGAGUUCUACCAGAAAUAAAUGCAUGCAGUGACGGAGUCGUAGUUGAUCUCACUCCUCCAUCAGUGGGUAAUAUUUGGAUUGGAAGACGAGGACAAAAAUACCAGACAUCUACAACAGACAUAUAUGUAACAUGGGAUUCAUUUAAGGAUGUUGAAGAAUUUCAGACUACCUCCCAUGCUACUGGAGUGAAGAACUACGAACUAGGAAUUGGCACCUCUUUUGGUGGGAAUGACAUUGCUGCAUUCACAGAUGUUGGAGUUGUCAAUCAUAAAUCCAUACAUGGUCUUACCUUACAAAGUGGUCACAAGUACUAUGCCACAAUCACAGCAACUGAUUUUGUCAAUAGAACAACUACUCUAACAUCGUCUCCAAUCAUUAUUGAUACCAGUCCUCCCUUAAAAUCUAACAAUCCUAUCACUUUAACUGGACGCCAUAUCACAUCUGUCUCGGAAAUCGAAGCAUGUUGGAAGAAUGUUUUUAGUGACCCGGAGAGUGGUGUACAUUUCUACAUGUGGUCUAUUGGUUCCCAACCCGGGUAUUCUGACGUAAUGGAUUUCAUCCGUGAGGAUACUGAAUGUGGAAUGAAUGAUAAAAAUCACAGACUUUAUAUCAAGGAAGGACAUGCAUAUUAUAUAAAUGUCAAGGCCUUCAAUAAAGCCCGCCUGGUGUCACUAGCGACCUCCUGGGCCUACAUAGUAGACCUUUCACCUCCUGUUGAGGGUUACGUGUUUGAAAAUUCACCUUCAGGAAGUAGUAAAUUUGAUAUAGAUUACCAAACAGAUAUGUCCAAAUUAAAGGUAUUCUGGGAGGGGUUCCAUGACCCACAUUCGUCAAUCAAAGAAUUCUUUGUCACCGUUGGAACUUGUCGUCGGUGUGAUGACGUCAUCGGACGUCAAAGUGUUGGCCUCGUGACUGAACUGACAGUAGAUUAUGUCCAUUUUGGCUCGGGUUUAACGUACUACACGUCAGUAACAGCCUGCAACACUGCAGAAUUUUGUACCACUGCUGUAUCUGACGGCGUCAUCAUGGAUAAUAGUCCUCCAAUUGUGGGAGUGGUUACAGAUGGGACAUCCUCAAACGACUUAGAACACCAGUCAAUCAAAAAUUGGAUUGGUGCCAAGUGGCAUGGUUUCACUGAUCCACAGUGUGGAAUAUCUCAUUAUGUUUGGUGGGCUGGGACCACGCCUGGGGGAAACGAUAUUCUUCUGGAAAAAGAAGUUGAUUUGGUUGAAGAGGCAACAGCUUAUAAUUUAUCACAGGAACUUCCAUUAUCAAAACGUAUCUACGUAACAGUUAGAGCAUAUAACAAAGCGGGAUUAUUUGCUGAUGGUAUAUCUAAUGGAUUUUUUAUUGAUGAAACGCCUCCGAAAAUAACAAAUGGGCCUAAACUCACAAACGGUUCCAAGCUGGUUGGAAACACACAGGUAUACAGAUCACUUGUAAAGAUCGAGUGGAACGUAGCAGACCCAGAAUCACAUGUUGAAACACAGUACCUGUCACUAAAAUCCCAUAUUGGCGGUGACUUUAGGUUGUCUUCUACUCAGGUAAAUGGUAUUGCACGGGAUUUCGUUCUCAGUGGACUUAGUCUGCAUGACGGAGUCGCAUACUUUGUCACAUUAAUAUCUUGUAAUGAAGCUCAUCUGUGUUCUUCGAGUACCUCUUCUGGGAUUCAAGUGGAUAGUACUCCUCCAAGUGAAGGUACGUUUGCGAUACAGACCGACCAUGCUGUUGACAUAGAAUUAAGCCGCCAUAUAUCUGGUUUUAUGACCUGGACGGAAUAUGAUUUGAACCUUGCCUGGUUAGGAUUCUCGGACGCUCACUCAGACAUCUCACACUACUUUGUCAAUAUUGGUGCAUUUUACAUGGGAGACGACUUAAACGCUGAGUCUGGUGUUCCAAAGAGGGUAAACCAUAGUACAACAGGAGUCGAUAAAUACGACGAAGGAAGGAUUCAGGCAUACAGAAUUUCUACUCAAAAUCUAUCUGCAUAUGACAAAUUGUAUAUAAGUUUGUGGGCCGUAAACAAGGUAGGACUUUCAAGUCCUAUAAUUCACUCAAAAUUUAAGAAGUUGCCUGGUGGAGUUCUAUCAUUAGUGAGGCGAUGUGAGGCUGAGGAAUGUGAAGGACAAUGUCUUUGUGCUCCUCAGGACAAAGUUUGCCACCAUAAUGAUUCCUUCUGUAAUGACGUCACAAUUGGGAAUAUUAAUAACCUGAUUAAAGUAACUGACGUGACUUCUGGGGUAUCGGAUUUAAACUUUACCGCCAGUAAUACUGUGUUGCAAGGCCGUUGGUCCAUAGUAGAUGGACAAGGCAGUCAGCCAUUUAUGUACCAGUGGAGCGUUGGUUUUACAAAACAUGACGUUCCAUUUGGAAUAUUUGAUCCUCAGAACGAUAUUGUGUGGAACAACGCAGGACAAAACAAAUUUAUUACUUAUAUUACAGACCCAGGUAAUUAUUUAACAGAGGCCGUCUCCUAUUCUGUAUUUGUAAGAACCUGGUAUAACAAAACCACGUAUGCCGUCUUCAAGUCAAAAGGAGUCAGUAUAGGAUCGGCAGAACUUACAGCCUUCAAUGUUUUAGAAAGCAGAAUAACUGAAACAAUGAUCGGAAGUACAUUGAAUGACGAUGAUUUUGUGAAGAGUGGCAUUGCAUUAAUGGUGAAUUGGACAAAUAUGUUUGCAGACAAUCAGGAUUCUAUAAAAUCCUACCAAGUUUACAUAAGCACAACGCCAGGAGGCUAUGGUGUUUGGGACACUGGAGAAGAUAUACCAAACACAGAGACCACAUACUUGAUUAGUAGACUCUCACUGUCCCCAGGAAUUCAGUACUUCACAAAUGUCAUAGUGUACGGCUUCUCAGGUGUCCACCACACUGAAUCCUCUGACGGAUUCAUAAUUGAUGAUGACAAACCAAGAUCCGGAAUAGUUUGGGAUGGAAUAGGUUUACAUGAUCUGGAGUAUCAAAAUUCCUCGACCUCACUUCAAGCCAGAUGGCAAGGAUUUUUAGACACAGUCUCCGGGAUAAGGCAUUACUUUUGGUGUGUAGGUAACACGACCACAAUCUCACCAAUACACUCCAAUACUGAAUGUAAUGUUUGGGAUUGGGAAAAUGUUGGAAUUGAAACUUCAGUUUCAAGAAAACUAGCUGAAGGAUUGGCUAACGGGAAAUUCUGUUACAGCAAAGUAUAUGCCGUGGACAAUGUAGGAUUCAAAUCUGAUAUAGCGGUGUCCGACGGAGUCACUAUCGACACUACUCCACCACAACCUGAAUACCUGUAUCAUACCGACAAAAAUCUCCUGCUGAAUCCUUCCUUUGAAAUAUCCAGAAAUUCAUUGGCAAUUGAAAAUAUUAAUGUCCAAAACAUCUGUUCACUUGGUAAUGACUUCAUUCCGGAUAACUGGAAUCUGACACAUGGCAGUUGUUCUGUCGUUGUAUCAUCUCUGAAGAACUUUGCUAGAGAUGGAAAGUCAUUUCUUUUUGUAAGAGGCACCGUUAAGCAAGUAAUUUAUGGUCUUAAUAUUGGAGAACUUUAUCGCGUCAUCUUCUUUACUAGCCAUCUUCCAAUGCAAGUGGCAACCAUAACCAAUAAAGAAGUGUUUCUAAACAUUGGAAAAAAGAAACACGUGUUUCUUUUGUAUUCAAAGGCUUACAGACAUGAUGAUCAAGAUGUAUCAGAAACUCGUGAAAUUGUUUCUUGGCAAAAACAUAGCUUCUAUUUUACAGCAGAAAAUGAGAACACUGUUUUAGAAAUUGCCAGCACAGACAUAAAGACGGGUCUGUUAAUCGACAACGUUACACUGCAAAGUGUAGAAAGGAACCUUAAGAACAGUACUGACUCUCAAAUAUCUUCUCACGUCGUGUAUGUACAUCAAUGGGGUUCCAUAUAUGGAGCCUGGAGUUUCUUUGAAGAUGUUAGCCCUAUUAUGGAAUAUCAAUGGGCGAUAGGAUACACAGAGGGUGGAACAGAGAUCCAAGGUUUUAACAGCGUUGGGAUGAACAAUUUUGGAAUAAAUACAAAUGUCAUCCUUGUCCACAACUCAUUUAUAUACGUGACAGUAGUUGCCACGAAUGCCGUCGGCCUACUUGGCAUAUCAUCUGCUCCUAUUCUUGUUGAUUUGACGCCACCUGAUAUUUAUAACGUGAAUGACGGCAGACUGUGGUAUGAUGAUGAAGAUGCUUGGAAAGAUAAUAAAGUUAUCGUAAAUUUUGCAAGGAACGACGAGGAAUCGGGAAUUCACUAUUGCGAAUGGGCAAUUGGCUAUCAGCCACAAGGAACAGAUUUACAGACAUUCGAAAAAUUGCCAUACAGAGAAACCUUUGUGGUUAAAGAUUUCGACUACAGUGUACUCGAAAAUAGAACCAUAUUCUCUACAAUAAGAUGUCACAAUCGUGCCGGAUUGUCAGCUUCUAAAUCCUCCGACGGCGUAAAGAUUUUAGUUUAAAAAUCACAAGUCGCAAACUGUUAGCUACAGCAAGAAUUUAAACAAACAAUAUAUAAUGAAUAAGCAUACUUGGAGGACGAUCACCUUUAUAAACUUAUGUGCACUGAAGCACGAGCAAGACACCAAUCUACCUUGUAAUAGUAACCAUUAAUGAUAUAAAGUCUAUAAACUAUAUUAUUCAAUGUAGUAUUA